Messenger RNA from Varroa destructor (honeybee mite), 5881 nucleotides. It is a transcript of the gene psidin, whose product is annotated as phagocyte signaling impaired. Gene Ontology annotation, biological process: N-terminal peptidyl-methionine acetylation. Gene Ontology annotation, molecular function: protein binding. Lineage: Eukaryota; Metazoa; Arthropoda; Arachnida; Mesostigmata; Varroidae. Gene Ontology annotation, cellular component: NatB complex; cytoplasm. The record is from RefSeq and is a predicted model, not a curated record.
CUGUGCGAGCGCAUGGUCGGGUUCCAGUGCGAUUUUGUUGUUCGAACUUUGUAUUGUGUAGAAUUUUGUCCAUGGGAUCAAAGAAUCAGACAAAAGCGUUGUGAGGUCUACUGAAAUUUUUGGCCCUCAAGAAGGCGGGAACGGUGUCUUCCCUUCAUUGUGAGUGGGGAGUACAUCAAAAAUAGAUUUUCCGCAGUAGGCGUGCGUGUGUAUCAAGUCAUAAAGAAAAAAUGCCUCCAAAAAAAGAGGAGCAACGUGCUCUUCUUGAGGAGAGACGUCUCCGGACAGUGUACGAUUUCUUCGAUAAUUCCGACUACAAACGAGCCUUGCAAGACUGUGACAAAGUGAUAAAAAAAUAUGGCAAUAAGAUGGGACCGACCGUGUACGCUUUAAAGGCACUUGCUUUAACUAAGCUUUAUCGGUGGCAGGAUGCUAAUAAACUUAUGGAUGAGCUAAUCAAAAAACAACCGACCGAGGAUUCUGCACUUUCACCGUUAGUGAUCGCUCUGCGCGAUGCUGAACGCCACACAGAAGUAAUUCCGUUAUACGAGAGUGCAUGCAAACGUGCCCCAAAUGAAGAGAUCCUCAACUCGCUGUUUAUGCUUUACAUCCGCGAGAAAGAAAGGGCAAAGGCCAAAAAUACGGCGCUACAAUUACACAAGCUGACAGAUAAGCGGACGUAUUAUUUUACAGCGGUUAUGCAUCAGUACCUCAGUGGCAAGGAAUCUGAGGACCAGAGGCAGCGUACCAUGUGCUUCACGCUAGCAGAUAAGAUGCUUGAACGUAUGCCUCCAUCGGUGGACGCUGAGAUUAAUUUACAAUACAUGAUUCUACGGGACUCAGAGAGACUUGGAGAGACAGCGGAGUUUCUCGAGAAAAACGCGAGUCGUCUGUAUAUGUUGGACAUUCCGGAAGAAAAAUGGUUACUCUAUAAUCGAAUGCAAGACUGGGAUCGAGCUGUUGAUAUCAGCGAGGCUAGUUUUGCUCGAAGAAAUUGUGAGGAUCACAAAUGGCUCCAGCGACGAUUUGAUAUUGGCGAAAAACGCGGCGAAGCAAUUGGCAAUAUUGCCGAGAAGCUUAUAAGUCUCAUCGAGAAAGUUGAAAACCACGACAAACGUCGAGAGUUGCUCAUCAACAGGAUGUUGCUGUACAAGAGGUUAGGUAAGUUUGAUGAGUUCGAAAAGACGUUCAUCAAUUUUUACAAGCUCUUCGAGAAUAAAACCUGGUGUGUGGCCGAUAUUUUGUUCCUCGUACGCGAGUUGCCCGAGGAUCAGAGAACGCAUCUAGUCAAUACUAUGUCGGAAGUUGCCAAUAAAGAUUCCCUAACGUGGAUGGCCAUCGAUUUUGAUCUUGGCCAAUCCAGGUCCGAUGAGGAAGAGCUUAAAAAAAUCAAGAUGUUGUGUGACAAAUACCGAUCGGGUGCGCCUCUUGAAAGGCAAUCAGAUGCAAACCCAAUGGACGGCUACCUGGAGCUGGCUGUUGAUAUGGUCGCGGAGCGCUUUAAACGCUGUGGUGACGAGCGCAGUUUACUAAAAAUCAUCGACGAGCUGGAGUUUGCCAAGGAGCGUUCGCCGAACGGAUUCCGGCUAAAAAUGCGCUUGAUGUGGUGUUACUGCGCGAUUCAAGCCGGUCUAAAGGUUCUAGCCACAUGCGAUAACCUCACCAUUAAAUAUCUGCAGUGGGAAAGCUUAGGGUACCUGAUCAGCCCAUAUGUGCUUCGUUGCUCGUUUGGUGCGACCAUUCGACUGUAUAGGAAGAUAAUAGCUUUACAUGCUAGCUCGCAGAAGGAUAUUGGUGAGGGUAUUGUUUCCUGCUAUAAAUUCGGUUCUUUUCAUAAAGUUGAGGAAAUGGAAGAACUCAAACCAUGGCUAGAAAACUCAUUUGAAUUGGCGAACGCCAAGGUGAUGCGGGCUCUUCUGGCGUGCUCAAUAGAAAAACUGCACGCCGACGAGCGUACCGGAGCUAAGCUAGAAGGAUUCCUCGUGCCGACCGUAGCCUGGGACCGAUUACAAGAUAAUCGUGACACGUCGGUACUGCCAAAGCAGUAUCAUUUCAUCUUUACAGACUUCGAGACAAAGAAACAAGAGCUGAAGCUUCGAUACCUCGUCUUGCGGCUAUUGACGGCAAAAGACGAAAAAGAGUCGACCGAGGCUUUAAAAACGUUGAGAAAAGUAUUGUCACCGAAAGCGAAUGUUGCACCCAUGGAGGAUCUAAGCAACGCGUUCGAGUACUAUAUUGCACCGCUUACAAUACUUGACUGUUGGGCCGAUGGCAGUGAGCUGAAAGAACGAGUUAACACAAUUACUAGCAUCAAGUUAGAGUCGUUACGAAAUUUGGGCCGGUUUGUGGUAUGUGCCUUUGAGUGGGUUCUUGCUCUUUCUUGCAUGACGGUAUUUGCAGCUCAAAGCAAGAACGCCACUGCCAAGAAAAUCCUCCUUGAAGAGGUUGUCAGGACACAGCAGCUGCCUUUCGCCGUGGACGGAGUUUUUACAAGUGAUACCGGCACUUGUCCAGUGCUUAGAGAUGAUUUCGGCGCGUCGUGGAGUAUAUCACUCGUUGUCUUGAAGGGUGCCGAGAAAUUGUUAAGGUGCUAAUCAAACUCGAUGACAAGCGUUUUGGGAAAGCUGUUGACUGCUGAAAAUUUAUGUUGGUUGAUGAACAGAUAGUUAGCGUUAAAAAAUGAAGGUGGCUAGAGCGAUAGAAAUAAAAAAAAAAAAUAAAUUUUUCUAUGUUAACAUUUCCCAUGUGACUUUUUAUCUACGGAUUAUAAAACGGUUUAUCUGCUAGAUAGGUUGUGUGCAUGAUUGAAUGACACUGAGUGAUGUGCAUUAUACUUUUUUUCGAGCUACGGUAAUAGUUUAAUAUUUUCAGCGAAGUCGAAUUUAAAGCGAUUGUCCGAUAAAUAAAAAAAAAUGUGUUACUAUUAACGGAAAAGCAACAAGUGUCACGGUUUUCGGUAUAACAAAAACUGUACCUCGCUAUACAAGUUAAUCACAGUUUUCUGCGUCUCUGACCGGUUUUGUCUCUUUAUAAAUUGUUGAACACGAACUACGGCGCUUUCAGAAAACAUGAUGUCGAGACAGCAGUCAGAAAGAGUACUGUUCUAAUAAAAGGUGUUGAUUAUUUAUUCUCUAAGUUCUUGCAUAGCUAUUACGACUCAUAAUUAAUUGAUGAGGAUAUUCGCGAUCCUUGGCCCAUUACACGUUUUUAAUGGCACUAAAUUGUAAGAGAUCGGAGAUAACAUUAAUGUUUACUACAUGUAAUACGGCUGGUCUAUUUGGACCAUACUGGUGGAUUACUCGAAGUCGAAGAGUUUACUUUGCGACCACACAAUUUGCAGAAUGUUGGUAAGAUGCGCAAAAAGCUAUGACAAGCACGAAAUAACUGAAUACGAUACAACACAUUUGGUUAGUUUAGUUACAGUCUUCUAUUUUAAACCAGAAUAAAUUACAGUGUCAAAAUGAAUCAAAUCAAACCACUUGGAACACAUACAGAUCGAAGCUAUGCUGCAUGUACAUCAUAAGAGUAAAUCCAGUAGUUACGGAAAGUGCUUAGUUGUGUUCCAGAAGCUUGCGCCCGUUUUAUUAAAAAGUAAAGUAAGUAGUAAAAGAUCUUUUUCAUACCAAUUUAGUCACCAUCUAAACAAUAUAUAAUUUGUAGUAGGCAAUAGGUGUAGAAAGCUAUCAAGCGCCAUGUGUAGCAACAUCAUCAGGAAUGGCGUAUUAACAAAUCAACCGAAAAACAUCCAGCAAUCAGUCUUUUGUCGUUACAGUGAAAAUCUAUAAUAGCAUUUAUUAUCGUAGUAACCGAUGUACUACUUAUACAUCGGCAAUAGAACAUCAAAAAAAUAACAACAAGAAAGAUAAAAUAGAAGAUCGUGUUUGCAUUUACAACUUGCGAAUUUCGAAUAACUGUGGAACCGCAGAACUCGUAUAAUAUUUCUGAGCAAAAAAAAUACCUAUUCAGGAUGCAACCUCAACAAAACCUAUAUCGAUUCGAGUGUCAUUGUCAUAUUGAACUAGUUGCAUCUUACUCGUGUUAAAGGCCAAUAAAGUGAUUGUAAGUGAGGUAUCUAUUAAAUCCUUAAUGUUGUUAUCUAAUAGGGCGUUCUUCAACAACACUACAAAACGAAUCCGAUGCUUAAUAACGUAGCACUGGACCGCGACCGAGGUUUGAAACAGCUUAACGGAAAGGCGCAAACGUAUUAUUCGUUCGUUGUCCAUGCCAUUGUUCAGUGCUUUUGGAAUUUGCUACUAAAAAUUAUGUAUUGUUUUUACUUGAAAAGCCUUCUGUUUAUUGUAAUAUUGUUAAUAAAAUAUGUUCUCUUUUUGUUAUAUUCAUUGAGUAUAUAUUAGUUUCGGUAAAAAUUGGUAAAAAGAUACACGUUUAGGUUUGACUGACAUUGCACGUUAUGCUCUGCAGACUACGACCGGUUACUUAGGUACGGUAAUUUAUAUGCGAAUGGACUAAAAACGUAGCCAGAAGUAUUUGAUAAUAACUAACCUGAUCGUGAAUAUCGUAAUAAAGUAUGAAUAAAAACGUAAAAGACGUAUACCUGAAAUUUUAUUUUGAGCAGUAAUUUAUUAUUUUCCAAUAUAUUAUUUGCUUAAAUGAUACACAGAGAACCGCUACCUCAAUAUAACGUUUGAGAAUUUUCUGUCAUUAUUUCUUUAUAUUUAGUAUAAAUUUCGAAGUUAUUGUUUCCUGUAUUCGCUGAACAAAAUAUCAAUAAAAAAGUAUGUUCUAUAGCACGAGACUGCAUGCACAUAAUUUGUUUUAUACAGUGGAAUAACUCUUUGCGCAAAAACAAAUAAAAGCGAGACCUUUUUGUCAUUUGUUUUAACCUUUCUUCAUCACCAGUAAUUUCUUUUAUUAGAGGUGGUACCCGAAAUAAGCACUGCCCAAUUUUCGUUAAAAAUAAUUGUUCUUCUAUCAUCAACCCGUAAUUAACAUAUCGCUAUACAAUACUGAACAUUCAGCUUGUUUGUUAGGUUGUUUCUUUAAAAAAUGUCCUAUUAAAACGGUUGGCUUGAUUUUUUUGUUUUGGCAGAACUUAAAGGUAAACUUUAAAGAUAAAGUUACUACGUCGUAUAUUCUAAAGACGAAUAUAAAAAAUCUGGCAUCUCCCUGUUUCCCUUCCACGAUCACACAGGCUAAAUAGCCGAAGCCCCCAGAGAUUCAUUUGUGCUAAUCAUACAAACCGACUAAUUAAAAGAGCAAAGCUUUGUGGAAAUAUCCCGACCGAUGCAAAACGAAGUUCUUCGGUCUAGUCCAGAGCUUUUUCUAAAAUCUUUCGACUCAAUUCUAAUCCCAUAAUUUUCCGAAACACCGUUUCAAGCCGUGAGUCGCCUACUAUUUUGGCUUUUUUUUGUCAUUGUUUUCAUGCGUUCAUUUAUUGGUAUGUUGGGCGCAAGAAUUAGCGGUGAAGUGCUCCCAAUGGCAGAGGUGCUGUCCGCCCGCUAAACUAACUAUGCAUGCACAACCUAUGCUACGGCGGCUGCCCAUACUUUUACUGACGAUUUAUUAUGGCAAUAGUAAACGGUGUGCUGAUAGUGGCAUCACGAUCGUUGUAUUUAUCUCUACACCGCUCCACGGCGCCGCUGCUCGUGGCGUCUGCUUGAAGCUCUGUCUUAUAUUAUCUGUUGUUAUUUACUAAUAUGCCGACAUCGACAUCAUUGUCCCUCUUCUCAUUGUUGUUUUCGCCGGCUGUGCUAUUACGGGUGUCGAGAAGUCUCUUGAGCGAGAAGAGGGUACCGUUUACUGUGUCUGUACGGUGCCGAUGUUUUCAUUUAAGAAAUAUCGCUCUAAGUAAAAAGUUGCAUUGACAGCCGUCGCCGCGUGCACCGACCAGCUGUGUGACGCCUGACCUCUUGAGACGCAC